CCAGCCCCUUGUGUUUAGCAUAGUUCAAUGGUGUUUAGCCUGUUAGAUGCGACGUUACGUUUUCAAAUUUUCGUGCGUUGACGGCCUGUCUGAUUCCUUCCCGCGGAGUUUGAAAAUGUAAACAGCUCUGGCAGCCGCAAAAACGGAUCUUUCAUAGCUUCAUAUUUUAGAUUCAAACAGAAGCAAAACCGAAAAAUAAGCCGUUGUGACACUCUGGUCACGAGUAUGGCGUGUAUAAAAGAUCAAGACGUUCAACAACAGUUCAGCAACAAGCUUGAAGAAGUAAGGAGCAAACUACUCAAUCAAGCAAUAGGCGAAAUGAUAGAAAUGGAGGAGGAGUUGUGUCAAACGCACAAACAGUUCUUCAAAUCAGUUAAAGAUACAUGUUUAAAGAAAUUCAAGGAGGAUGAAACCAUGUUCGAAACCAUUCAAAUAUACAGAAAUGAAUUGGAACACAUCUCCACUCUGACAAAAGAGAAGAGGGACAUUAUUCCAGAGACCUUGUCAGAAAUGGAGGAAAAGGAGACUCAGAAAGAGAACAUGAUCAGAAACAUCAACAGACUCAAAGAAGGCCUAGUCAAGAAGAAAGAAUUGAUUAUUUCACAAAACAAAGCAAAUAAAGCCAGACUGAAAAAUUUGAACAAAGCUAAACUAGUGUUCCAAGAAUCACUGGGACUGGAAAUAAGAAAAAUUCAUGGUGAGAAGUUGCAGUUCAUAUUUAGAAACAUCAACCACAAGGACCCUGAGAUUGUGUACACAUUCAUCCUCAGGAUUAGUGAAGAGGGCUCUUAUGAAGUGGUUUCCUGUGAUCCUCCAAUCGAGAGCAUGCCCCACUUGGAGCGUAAACUGCAAGAGACAAACAACUUCUCAGCAUUCCUGGCAAAUGUCAGGAAGGAAUUUGCAUCUUAAACCUUCUAAAACUGUCAAAAGUAACCCAAUGCUGGGAAUAGUUUUUUUCCCAGAUGGUUAACUUUGUUUUAGAAUGCAUUAGGUGAAGGAAGGACUGAAUGUUUUUUACUCAAUAAACCCUGGAUGUGGAAAAUGACUGCCAUCCAGUAAAAUAAUGCCUGUUCUUUUUAUUUGGAGUAAAUGUCAUAAAUUAUGUUCUUUGUCAAAGAGAAAUUACAUAGUAAUUAAUAAUUAACAUAAUCAUUUUUCAAAUUAUUGCACUAGUUCAAUUUCAUCAGUUGAAUGCUUGGACUUGUCAUUACUGCAGAUUGUUUUAUAGCUGUAACUCUUGGCACAUACAUUUAUACUCAAUAACCCAUAAUGACAAUGUAAAAACAUGUUUUUAGACAUUUUUGCAAAUGUAUUAAAAAUCUAAAACUGAAA
This is a messenger RNA of Conger conger (European conger), 1332 nucleotides long. It is a transcript of the gene spc25, whose product is annotated as SPC25 component of NDC80 kinetochore complex. The transcript is spliced from 7 exons. Lineage: Eukaryota; Metazoa; Chordata; Actinopteri; Anguilliformes; Congridae. Bases 226 to 909 code for a protein of 227 amino acids. The record is from RefSeq and is a predicted model, not a curated record. Gene Ontology annotation, cellular component: Ndc80 complex. Gene Ontology annotation, biological process: chromosome segregation.